UGGGUGCGCCGGCGCCGAGCGGCGCGGCGGCCGCGGAGCCAUGGGGAAGAGCCGGGCGCGGCGGUUCCGCAGGGCCCCCUUCUCCCCCGCCGGCCCCGAGCAGCGCCGCGAAGGGGAGGGCGGCCCCGAGGAAGAGCCGGCCGCGGAGCUGCUGGAGAAGCUGCAGCAUCCGAGUGCUGAAGUGAGAGAGUAUGCCUGUGCCAGUAUUUCCAAGCUGUUGCAGCAGAAGCAUGUAAUCCCAGCCUUUCUGCAGAGAGAUGUUGUCCGAUGUUUAGGACCGUUGUUGAUGGAUCACAGUUUAGCUGUUCGUGAGACAGCUGCAGGUGCUCUCCGAAAUCUGAGUGCUUGUGGAGGAUUUGAAGUCUGUGAUGACAUGGUGACAAAAGACAUCAUGACACCCCUUGUUGCACUUCUUAAAGAGUGUAGUACUGGACUAGAUGCUAACCAGCUCUCUCCAAAGAAAUGCAGAGACAUGAACAAAAAUUAUAUUGAAGACAUAGCUAAUGAGGCUAUUAAUUUGCUGUGGAAUGUAUGUGAAUGCAACAAUACCGCAGUAUACAUAUUCAAUAAAGAAGGAUGUCUGGAGGCUGUGUUACAUUACAUGAAGAAAUUUUCCACAAAUGUGGAUCUGGCUAUUUCAGUAGCAAACUGCUUGCAGGCAGUGACGGAAGAUAAUCCAGAUCUUCUUUCUUCAUUUAAUGCUUCUGCACAGCAAGUAUUGGAAACUGUGAUGUUGUGUCCAGAGAGCACAAUGAAGCAUAUCCUUCUGAGAACGCUGAUAGCAGGCACUAUCUGGAAUAUCAAGGAUACCAUUCCACCAGGCAGUCUGGGAAGCAUGGUUAAUGCAAUCCUGAAGAUUUUUUCAGAAUCAUUAGCAAUAGAUGCUGGCGAAAUGAUUAUUAGUAUGAAUGAAGCUGAAAAGAAGAGGUUAAAACUUGCCGCGGAGGCAGAAACAGAGGAAAACAUGAGUGAUGUUAUAGAUAACUGUGUUUUGAGUGAAGAUGAUGACAUGGAAGAAAUACCAAAAGGAAAAGUCAGGAGAGAAAAUGACAUUUCAGAUCUACUUCCGUCUGAUAAGUGGGAACUGAAAGAAGUGACAGCUUUACUGAUGGCUCAGCAGACUGCUCUGGAAAUCAUUGUUAAUAUGUGCUGCAGCGAAGAUCCCUCUGAUGAUGAAUGGGAAGAACUCUCCAGCAGUGAUGAAAGUGACUUGUUUAUGGAAAACUCAUACAAUGAGGGGAGUGGGCUGCUCAUGUCACCCUUGUGCCUCUCUGAUGAGGUUAACUCAGCAUUUCUGAACAACCUAAUUCCAAAGAAGAUUCUUGAAAAAACUGGUUUUCCGAACAGUGUUGCUCUAGACAUCUGUAUGCACAAUCCGUCUUGGAAACCAUUAAUUAAAAAACUGAAUGCAGUGCAGUGUAGAGCUUUAACGUGUCUUCAUAGCAUUUUGUUAGUGUCAGACGUGGAUUGUCUUGGAGGAGCUUCAGCACUUCAGUCCCUUGCACAGCAUCUCUCACAGCUAGUCUUUUCUAAAACGGAACUCCCUGCAGACACAGAAUUCCUGGAAGCCAUAACCAGUGCUUUGAGGGCUCUUCUACAAACAAUGGCAUCAAAGAACAUCUCCCAGUGUAUGACUCCUGAGCAGCUAUUGGCUUUGUGUGAAGCUGGUAUUCACAGCAGCAAUGCCAGUGUUAGAGUGAAUGUAGUGAGCAUCCUUGGAAUUUCUGGCAGUGUCCUAGCAAAAGGACAAGAUACAGCUGAAACACUAAAGAUGAUUGGAAAAUUUCUUCUUGAGGUUGCUAUGAAGGAACCUUCUCUUGUGGUAGCAGGGGAAGCCUUGGAUGCACUUUUUGAUGUAUUUGCAGAUGGUAAAGAAGCAGAAAAGGCAGCGGUACAGAUCAAGUUGCUUCCAGCACUGAAAGAAUUUCAGCCAGUGUUCAAAAUGAGGAUGCGAAAAGAAGGCAAAGGACAAUAUAGUACAGAUCAACUGUGUGUUCUUGACAAUGUGAAGAUGAAUUUGAGAAGAUUCAUUGCAUAUCAGGAGACACUAGGGAAAACCCCAACUUGAAACAUCGAGGAACUUUAAACUAAGGUUUCCCUUAUUGAAUAAUGUUUUCCAAAAAUAUAAUCAUUUUGAACUUCUAAAAUUUAUUGAGCAGAGCAGUUUUGCUUUCAUGUUAAUACUGCAUUUUUUUUUACAUUCAGUAUUUUUAUAUUUCUGGGUUGAUGCAAUAUGAAAGUCACAUCAGCGUAAAAAAAUAUAGCAUACUUUGAGAUUAGGUGUUAGCAGUGAUAAGAAUGUGCUUUUGCAGUCCUGAGGUCUGUACAUAGCACCACUGCCAUUGUUUAGAAAUCCUCACAUAUCCUGGUGGAAAACUAUAAUUGCAUGAAAAAGUAAUUUAGAGGAUAUUCUUGGUUAUGUGCCAGGUCAAGAAAAAAAUUUUAAAAGCUCAAGAUAUUUUUCAGGGAAUUGAGCAGUGGCAGAAUGCUCAUAUUUGCUAUUCGCUCUUACCUGUUUCUAGAAUUGCACAGGCACUUACAGCAAACUUCCCAAGAGAAGCGUGUGACAAAUGUGUGGAUUACUGUCAGCACUUGGAUCUGUUACUUCAUGAGGUUUAUUGAAGACUGUUUCAGAUUCAUUUAUGAUAAAUUCAGUAUGGUAGGUUUUUGCUGUGGAAAUAAGUGUAAGAAGAUCCUACACUUACAUGGAGCUCCCUGGUUUUACUUAAUUUUGAUUGGUAUUUCUGAAAAUCAAGUCUCCUGAUUUACUUUCUUCCUUGUAAUUCUACAUCUGAUGAAUUUGAAUUCAGGGAAGUAGUAAACCUAAUAUUUUUUUUUUUUAUACUGAGAUAUUAUCUAAGUAACUUUAUAAUUGCCUAAAAUAUCUUUUUCAAAUAUUUCUGAUAGAGAUUUUUUUAAGCUGUAAAAUACAGAAACUAUUUUCAAAAAAUGUCACUGAUUGAUGAAGAUUGUAUAUGAAGUUCCAUAUAUCAAAAGCUUCGGUUUUGUUUCUGUGAAUGAGAUCCUCUCAUACACGUUUUUUUAAGGAAAAAAACCCACAACGAAACACAAAAGCAUCUUGUUAUGCUGAUUUUUGAAAUGGGAGUUUUUCUCCCCUUCUUCUCUUAACAUGCUGCCUUAGCACAGGCAUCUAGUUUUUGGCAAACUUUUGCCCAUGGUGUUAGGCAUGGAACUACCAAGACCAAAUUUGCUCAGUUUGUUAGAUUUCAGUCUCUUAGAUUGGAAAGCAGGCUCAGGAACUGACCGGCUAACUUGCAAAUGACUUGACUUUGUGAAAUCCUGACAUAUGGUACUUUGUCAAAUGCAAGAGAAAGUGAAAAAUUAGUUUAAGCAGCUAUACUGCCUGGAAGUCCUGUUAGUGCUAUUACUUUACAGGAGUUGGAUGAAAUGUGUGAUGUGAUGCGAUGCAAUGCCUGCUAAUCAAAUGAGUGAGUGAGAGUGUGGGAUUGGGAGGGCUCCAGGGCCAUUGAGCCUGGCCUGGAGAAGUCCUGAGGAGCACAGAGCGGUUGAAAGGUUAUCCUGGGAUUUGGCGGGGGCAGGCAGCGAAGAGGGCUGGAGUGUAACAGCUGAGGAAGGAGCAGCUAGGUGGGUUAUGGCACAGUGCGUGGAUUUUAAUCCUCAUGUUAGUUAUAUUUGCUGUACACUGAUGGUAGUAUAAUAUUAGCCUGAUAAAAGGUAUUAAUACUUGUUUGGAGCACGUAAAAGGAUUUUCACGCAGAAAGUUCUGCGCUCACUUUCUGGGUGCUACAUUGAAAUGCAGGAUCAUCUAGGUUGGAAAGGAUCUCUGGAGGUCUCCUAGUGCAAUCCCCUGCUCAAAGCAGGACUUAAUUUGCAGUCAGAUAGGUUGUGCUAGGCCUUGAACAUCUCCAAGGAUGGAAAUCCCACAACUCCUGACUGCCCUUGCUGUGAACAUUUUUUUUUUUUUUCCUUUUUCCCCUUGUGACUAGUAGGAUUUCCCCCUGCUGCAAAAAGUGCCUGUUUUCCUUUGACUGCACACCACCAAGAAGAGUCUAGCUCCACCUCCUUUAUAACCCCUAUUUGGUAGUUGAAAACAGCUAUAUUCCCCUCUUCUCCAGGCUGAAUAAACAUAGCUCCCUCAGCCCUUCCUUGUACAUCACGUGCUCUAGCUCUCUAACCAUCUUGGUGGCCUUCUGCUUGACCUGCCCUAUGGCAUCUUGUACUGGGGGGCCCAAAACUGGACGCAGUACUCCAGGAUAUGGUCUCAUGAGUGCUGAGUAGAGGAAAGUAAUCAAUUUUCUUGACCUGCUGGCCAUGCUUCUGCCAAUGCAGCCUGUUAUUUAUUAGCUGUCAUCACUGCAAGGGUGCACUGCUGCCUUCUCUUCAACUUACUGUCCACCAGGACCCAUAGGUCCUUUUCUCCAAGGCUGCUCUUUGGUCAUUCAGUCAAGAGCCUGCUCUGUUUCAUGGGAUUACCCUGUCCCAAGUGUAGCACUUUGCAUUUUACAUCCAGCGUAGCAGUCAGAAUCUGGUUCCAGGGGACUGUUAGAACAAUGAAGUAUGUUAUUUUUUGUUUAGGGUUUUAUUUUUUUAGGUUACUAAUGAAAAGAAGUGUUUCAUCUUCAAAUAUGAAUCUGAAAGUUGCAGAUAAAUAUAUGGAGGAUAGGGCAUCCACUAGAAAACCUGGUUUUAUUAAUAUGAUCUACCAGACCCUGUUUUUUUCCUUCAAAUGAAAAGACAGACUGUCAUUUAGAUCUUAAACUAUUCCAGCAGUAGGAACGCAUGGAUUAUUUUUUUUUUUGCUAUGCACUAAUCAGUUGAAUGUCUUAAAAAAAAAAAAAUUUUAAAAAAAAUUGUGUCAUAAUAAGAUAGGUACAUAGUAUGAACCAUAUUGCUUGCAGAAGUAUAUGAUUUUUACUGCUUAAAGUGCUUGUUUUUAUCUUCUGGUACACAUGCAAUUUCUAGCUAAUAGCUGGAAGAGAAAUGAGGAUGUGCGAAGGCAUUUUGGUUUCUUGUGAGUUUGUAGUAAAACCCUAACAUGCAAAAACUAAAAUAAUCCCUUCACCUUUGUUUCAUCUGAGGAGACCUGAGCAUUUUAGUGGGCCUGUUUGGCUGAGGGCAUGAAAACACUGACAGGCUGGCAGCUCUGUCUCCAGCACAUCAGGUAUGUUUUAGUUGAUAGAGAGGUAAGCUGUAGUUCUUGGGAGGUGUUUUUGGUGUUUUGUUAACCUCCUUGCUAAUAUUAAUCCCACUUUUAUAUGUGAUUUCCUAACAUCCCAUGUUGUUAGGAUCUUUGCCAAAGUCUAUUGCCCUUAACAGCGCUCCACAGCAAAAUGGAGCCCUCAUCUUCCCUUAGGGUUUCUAUGAUAUUAUAGUUAUCUAAUAAUAAUCAGCCAACUGCAUGUUUUGGUGUCUAUACUUUUAUUUCUCUCAAUGAGAAAAUCUUACUCUAUCACCUGCCUAGCUACCAGUUUAGUGUAACUUGCUUUUGGUGUCUAAUGGAGGGCUUGUGACUGAAUGAGGGGUAAUAAUUUUGUACAUUAGUUUAGGGAGCAUGUUCUGCUUGUAAGGGACAAGAUAGAAGAUAAUAGGAAAAGCAUCGAAGACUUUUGAAGACUUUUGUCCAUGGAAGACAAGGGAUGUUAUCAGUGAUUUAAAGAAGUGUCAGAUUGGGCCCUAAAACCAGAGGAGAUCUGUAAGUACAGAAGAGCUAAGCUGUAAGAUUGGGGCUAUAAAAGUUGUUCUGACACAGUUAAGGAAGAUAAAGGCAAGGCACCAGAAGAAGAGAUGAUGUGGUGCAAAUUAAAUGUUUUGGAGGCUCUUUUGGCACUGGUUUGUUUAAAUAGGUUUAGGGUAAGCUUGAGACGAAGACAAGAUCCUUGACAGCCUACAAAGGCAAAGCCAGAUCUUGAAGAUACUUUGAAGGUGGCAGAAAUUGGACUGAUCUAGACAGUAUGCAGCAUAAGUAAAUAGAUGAUAGAUGUAAGCGAUCUUCAUCAGUUCAUUUAAUCACGCAGAUAAGCCUGGUAUCAAAACAGGUAUCUGAAACUAAAUUUGUUUGCUUAUCCUGGUCUCUAAGGCAUCAUCUGUCUCUGCUUCAGUUAAAAACAGCAGUCCUUUGAAAGUAUGGAUUGCUGCUUUAUUUGUCUCACUGUCCGACACCUAGCCCACCAGAAUCUAGCUCCGAGUUGAGAUUUUAUACCAAAGUAGGUGCUGAAGUUAAGUUGGGUCUAUUGUAUUAAGUAAAGAAUGUAAGGAGGGCUGUGGGCUCCGUGCCCUGUUCAGAAGCAGCAGGACCGGUGGCAUUGGCUGCUGCUUUGGCCUCUCUGCAGCCUGCAAAAUGUUGAAUCCCCAACUGUGUAGAUAAGGAGUUAUCACUGCUAUGUGGUUUUAUGUUUGCUGUCAAUGGAAAGAAACAAGUGGCAAGAUUUAAAUAAGCAUUUUUUGUGAAGUACUUUUUAUACAUCAUGCUUUGACAUUCAGAAGAUGGCUGUAAACCCUGUUAUAGUCAAUAGUUUAACUAUUUGGGGUUUGUGGUGUGUGUUGAAGGUAUUUUUUUCACAGUAUGUUUUUUUUUUUUUUAAAGAUUGUCACCUUAGAGGAACAAGAAUAACUUUAACCAGUACUACUUGGCUUGGUUUUAUGUUUGUAUUUGGAGAGAACGUACCAAAAAAAAAAUCAGAGCAUGGUAAAAUUACAGAAUGAGAACUGUGUCGAAGAACAAAUUAAUUUAAAAUCUGUUUGUAGUUUAAGUAUAUAAAUGAAAUGCAUAUCUUGUGGACUAUUAACAUAAAACAACCAACCGAAAAUGCGUAUAAACUCAAGUUCUGUUUCCUUAGUAAGUAAUUUUCAGUAAAAGCAUUCCCAGAGGAUUGGAUAGAAACGUCUAGCCUUACAUUUACUGUUGCAAAUUCAAAUUCAGGCAAUGGUACUGGUAAUUGAAAAUAACAUAAUUGUUCUUUUCUGGCACAGAUUAAUUUAGCAAACAAUCUAAAUAUAGUUUGUGCCGGACAUACUGUUAAGAUAUAUAACAUUAAGAUAAUUGGCAAAAACCUGAAAACUCUUGACAGUCACAGCAAAUUAAGGAACUUGAAGUUUUUCCACAAGGACUGAAACACGGUGAGCCUUUGUGUUUGAAGAAGCUUUUACUUGAGUGGUGGGUUUUUUUGGUCUAAUUUCCAAAUAAAUUCAAACCAUUAAUUUUUGUACCUUCCAGGAAAACCAGCAUGCAUUUAAAGCAAUUCACUCUAAUUUCAUUUUGUUUCUGUAUUAUUUUCAUAAGUUCCCUUUUUCUGAGAGAGGCAUUUUGUCAGAUGUAAUUCAGUGACCACAUAAAAACAUUGUUUGAGACUUGCACACAAAGGGUAUGGUAAGACACCCCCCCUUUUUUUUUUUUUUUUUUUCCCCAAAUCUGGGUGUCAGGAACUCCUUGCAUUACUGUUAUAUUAAGAGCUUAAAUCAAACUGCUUGUGAACUGAAAUAAGAUACCAUUGUAAUAAUCUGUAUGCUGUUAGAAUGAUUGUGGCUGCUACGUGUUCUCAAAACAAUGGAGGGUCCCGAUGCAGCCCUGGGAUUGCAAGGUGCUCACAUAAAUACCUAUACCACUUUUAAAGAUGUAUUGGGAUUUCCAUAUACCUUCUCCUGGUUUUGUGUUCCUUUUUUUGACAAAAAUCCUGGCAAGGAUUCUUUGUUUUCUUUCUCCCCUGAUGUGAAUUUUUUUUUUUUGAACUUUAAGGAAAAUUGCAUUGGCCUCUUCCCUCCUCCCCGCCCCUUGAUGGCGAGUGAAAGGCACUUCCAGAAUUUAACUGAAGAAUGGCUGAUUCAGCUAGAAAAUGCAUGAUGUUUCUAAGUAACCUUUUCUGUGAAGUUCUCUUUUAGUAAGUAAAAGAGUUAAAGUUCAAAGUCAUAAUUAAAAAAAUAAUUUUUGACCAUA
Messenger RNA from Aquila chrysaetos chrysaetos, 7912 nucleotides. It is a transcript of the gene HEATR3, whose product is annotated as HEAT repeat containing 3. The record is from RefSeq and is a predicted model, not a curated record. The transcript is spliced from 15 exons. Gene Ontology annotation, biological process: protein import into nucleus; ribosomal large subunit biogenesis. The coding region runs from base 41 to 2068 and encodes 675 amino acids. Lineage: Eukaryota; Metazoa; Chordata; Aves; Accipitriformes; Accipitridae.